AUGGAUGACAAUAAUGCAGGCGGCUUGCCCUUCGGCCAGCCACAACCGGGGAUUGGAGCCUCGGCCCACGGUCAAGAGCAAAUUGAAGCCGGAAGCGUGCAUGCAAUUGCUAAUUCCGAGGCUACACCAAGUGGCGCACAUGGCGGCGCCAUCCUGCCAAACGAGAUCUUGAGCAAUCCGGCAGGCCAGACACCACUAUUCGGAGCUGGGAGUGCCAAUGCCCAGUUUGAACCGUUCACCGAGGAGAUAGCCCAAUCUGUCCCGGCCUUAGAUUUCAAUGGUUUUAUACUCCAUGCCCAGAAACCGGUUCCUGAAGAGCUGCAGCGAGCCCCAAGCGGAGCGUCCAUCGCUGAGCCCGAUGCGGUGUUGGACGAGGAGAAUGGACGAACAUAUCAUAAUUAUCAUGAGGGCAGAUACUACUUGCCGAACGAUGCGGCAGAACAAGAUCGCCUCGACCUGCAGCAUAAACUGUGGCAAGUUCACAUGGAUGAUGCCCUUUUCAAAGCACCCAUACAGCUGCCGCCAAAGAAUGUCCUGGAUGUUGCGACUGGAACCGGCAUCUGGGCUAUACAAAUGGCAAAGAAGUUCCCGGAUUCAAAUGUGAUCGGGACAGACCUCAGCCUGAUCCAGCCCGAAGGGCCUCCCAAUUGCUCAUUCAUCAAAGAAGACGCGGAGCUCGACGAGUGGACUCUUCCGGUUGUGUUUGACUACAUACAUCUGCGAAUGGUUCACACAUGCUUUGACGAUUACCGAGCGCUGUUCACAAAAUGCUAUGAUAACCUAGAACCCGGAGGUUGGAUCGAGUUGCAGGACGCUGUGUUCAAGCUCAUGUGUACAGAUGGGACGGCCCAUGGCUCACAUAUAGAAAGGUUCUCUCAACUCAUUCUUCAGGCUGGUGAAGCCAUUGGUCGAGACCUUGAUAUACCUAGCAAGUACAAGGAAAUGUUAGUUGAGGCCGGUUUUCUGGACGUUGUGGAGGAUGUUGGACCCGUUCCAGGCAACCCGUGGCCAGACGAAGCUAAAUUCAAGUCACUCGGCUACUGGCAGAUGAUAAACUCCCACAGGGCACUCCGUGGAUUUGGCUGGAAGCUCUUUAGAAAAUUGGGCAUGGAGCCGGAUGAUAUUGAAGACCUCGUUGAAAAAGCCAAAACAGACAUCACGGAUUCCCGGCUGCAUUUCUUCUUCCCGAUAUAUGUUGUCUACGGCCGAAAACCAUAUGAUUGGGAGCUGGAGCAACCCCCUCACAAACGCGCGAGGACGUAG
Messenger RNA from Diaporthe amygdali, 1263 nucleotides. RefSeq lists its product as uncharacterized. NCBI's taxonomy places the organism in Eukaryota, Fungi, Ascomycota, Sordariomycetes, Diaporthales, Diaporthaceae. The transcript has 4 exons. The record is from RefSeq and is a predicted model, not a curated record. Gene Ontology annotation, molecular function: methyltransferase activity. Bases 1 to 1263 code for a protein of 420 amino acids.